GAAAAAUACACCGAGCACUGACAACCAUUUUUCAAUGGCGCGUUUGAAUUCAAAGCAGACAAUAUUAACUGUGUGAAUCUGUAAACGCUAAGUCUAUCAAUGGAUCUCUCCACUCUUGACAGGCUCCAAGACCUUUUGAAACUUCCAGGGACCGAAAAUAGCAUUCUAGUUGAGGACACCUGUGUGCUUUCAUGUGGUUGCUUGGCUUCAGAACAGCAGUUUGAAACAUCUCGCAUAUGUCCUGAUUGCCAUAAUCCCGAAGUGCACAUAUUGAAACCUGUAUUGCCUUUGAGACAAUUGUACCAUAUUGUUAGCGACUUGAUGUCUGUUCCCAAGAAAGGGGUCGAUCAUGGUUCGGCUGCCAAAAUGGGAAAUUUCCCACUGAAUACACUUGAGACGUGUUCUAAAACCUCUUCAAACGAUUUAUCCAAGGUAGCGUCCAAAAAUUCUACUCCACCCCCGGAUUUGGACCUUUUGGGGUUGUUCUGCAAGUUUGCCAGAGAAGAACAGACAGAGAAGGCGGGGCCGAAAGAACAAAUACUCAGGCCUUCCCCUACUUUGGACCAGCCUUCGAAAGCAUAUCUGGAGCUAAAACCAAUUUCUCCGGCAUCACCAAAAGGACAAAGCUCUCCGUCUCAAUUUCUGUGCACAGCAAAGACCACAAUCCGAGAUCCAUCAGAGACGCAAGAAGGAAAGCUCUUUUUCGGACUCGAGGUUAACGCAGAACGUAAUUUUUCUGAGUGUUUUCCAUUCCACCGAAAAGUUUCCAGUUUUGCUACACAGCAGGGUAAAUUGCUGUUCAGUUCAAGGACCUUGAUCAAGAAAAUCAACAGAUUUUCCAAUUCUGCUAUAACCACGUACUUUGACCAUGACAUCAAGUGCGAGGUGACUCAUUUUGUUUUGAUUUCUGACAAAAAGUGGGAGCUUUAUCGCUAUACAGAUACAAAGCCCAUGCUCAUCGCUUGCGGCAGACUGACUAGUGAAUAUGGACCAGGUUACAAUGCGCUUAAAUACCCCAAGAAUACUGGAGUUAUCAUACACAAUGAUUUCGCUGACAAAAAGCCAGAAUCAGACAAAAAAGCAAAUAAAAGUGAAUCUCUUCAUCGACUCAAGUCAUGGGAUCAACUUCAUUGUUGCUUGUCAGAAAGGUAUUUAGUCAUUCUGGGGACUAAGGGUAUUAUGAGGGUAUUGAAUGUUGAUCCAACUCGGGGUGAAAUUGGUCAGCCAGUAUACACUUAUAUCAUAGACUUUCCGAUACGAUGUAUCGCUCUUGCGCAUAAUAACGAGCUACUAGCAUGUGGUAUAACCACCAAAGAAAAAAUGAGUGGAAAACAACAACCAUUCAUCAUCCUUCAUCAUAUAAAGAAUUCUAGAGAAACUGACGGUGCUGAAUUUGGCCCGGUGCGAGUGAACCCGAUCACAAUUACCGUUCCAUAUCGUGAUCCGCUCAAGAUUUUAAAUUUUAAUUCCUCUUCCACAAACUUGUUAUGCUGUACAGUUUACGAAAUGCGGUACUUCAUCAUAAGUUUGCGGGGAGAUCAAAGUGUCGAUUACAAGAGGCCUCGGCUUAUUUUUUCUGAUACUAGGUCUGCUCGGAGAGGAAGAAGAAGUACUGGGGGGGACGAAAGCGUAGAUGGGAUAGACCAUCUCCUCGAGACAGAGGAUGAUGACCAAGUUUUGGACAACGAAGGGAUUACUGACAUCAAAUUUGGUCAGCCGUUCACCAACACAAUAGUGAUAACAUCAUCCUCCUUGAAAAACAAACCGUCCGUUGUCUUGAAAAUUAAUGGGCCUGCUUUAGAUUCUCGCAAGUUGCUUCUGAAACUCUCGCUGGAAGAAUCAUACCAAGAUACUGGACUCACACAUGAGUACAUUACAUCGGAUGACGAGGAUUUGUCGCAUGUGACUGAUGUAGAUGUGUUAUUGAAAGUGCAUGAGAUCGGCUCAAACAUAUACCGUGUGGAAGUUUCUCCUCGGGGAGAUAGCAUAUUAUUCGUUGACAAACUGGGGCGCUUGCUUUUGGUUGCUACUAAAACUGGAUACGGGAACAUCGAGAACCAGAAACAGAUGGGAACUACCAUCGUGCUUCUUGGAGAAGUUUCCCCCGCUUUACGCUAUACCGAGUCUGCUUCAGUCUGCUUCUCAUCAGAUGGGGGAAAAGUGAUGACAGUUGACCGAAAAGGGAUCUUUCAAGUAUUUGAUUUCACCAAAGGUAUUCCAGGUGAGGAUCCAGAGGUCAUCAAAUGUAAGAUUAUAAGUUUACGGUAGCAUUAGUUGACAUAUAUUUCACACAGGAGUAUAGUAUUCCAUUUGGACACGUUGCGUUCUAGCUAGAGCAUCAGAUCGCUAAACCCGCAGCUUAAGGAGGUAAUUUAAUGGCCGUCAUCCUAGAAUUGCGUAUUGAGUAUCACUGCAUUAUUCGUUU
This is a messenger RNA of Metschnikowia bicuspidata var. bicuspidata NRRL YB-4993, 2425 nucleotides long. It is a transcript of the gene PTR3, whose product is annotated as Ptr3p. The record is from RefSeq and is a predicted model, not a curated record. The transcript has a single exon. The coding region runs from base 100 to 2268 and encodes 722 amino acids. Lineage: Eukaryota; Fungi; Ascomycota; Pichiomycetes; Serinales; Metschnikowiaceae. Gene Ontology annotation, molecular function: protein binding.